Malaclemys terrapin pileata is the source of this 3227-nucleotide messenger RNA. RefSeq names its product ERCC excision repair 2, TFIIH core complex helicase subunit (gene ERCC2). The record is from RefSeq and is a predicted model, not a curated record. Lineage: Eukaryota; Metazoa; Chordata; Testudines; Emydidae. Gene Ontology annotation, cellular component: nucleus. The transcript is spliced from 22 exons. Gene Ontology annotation, biological process: transcription by RNA polymerase II; nucleotide-excision repair; positive regulation of mitotic recombination. Gene Ontology annotation, molecular function: hydrolase activity, acting on acid anhydrides, in phosphorus-containing anhydrides; damaged DNA binding; ATP binding. The coding region runs from base 68 to 2641 and encodes 857 amino acids.
GGGCGGGGCAGGGCCGGGAUGAGGCGUGUGCGGGGCUGCGAAGAGGGAAGGGGCCGGGCUCGGAGCCAUGAAGCUGAACAUCGAUGGGCUGCUGGUGUAUUUCCCCUAUGACUACAUUUACCCGGAGCAGUACUCAUAUAUGCUGGAGCUGAAGAGGACGCUGGAUGCCAAGGGCCAUGGCGUGCUGGAAAUGCCCUCAGGGACUGGGAAGACCAUUUCCCUCCUGUCACUCAUUGUGGCCUACCAGCGGGCCCAUCCGCUGGAGGUGACCAAGCUGAUCUACUGCUCCAGAACCGUGCCUGAGAUCGAGAAGGUCAUUGAGGAACUACGGAAGCUCCUGGAUUUCUAUGAGAAGCGGACGGGGGAGAAGCUCCCCUUCCUCGGCCUGGCUCUGAGCUCCAGGAAGAACCUCUGCAUCCACCCCGAGGUGAGCUCGCUGCGGUUCGGGAAGGAGGUGGACAGCAAGUGUCUGAGCCUGACGGCGUCGUACGUGCGGGCGCAGCAGCAGUGGGACAGCGCCAUCCCCUCGUGCCGCUUCUUCGAGGAGUUCGAUGCCCAUGGGCGGCAGGUGCCCAUCCCCUUUGGCGUCUACAACCUGGAUGACCUCAAAGGGUACUGUCGACAGAAGGGCUGGUGCCCCUACUUCCUCGCCCGCUACUCGAUCCUCCACGCCAACAUUGUCGUGUACAGUUACCACUACCUGCUGGACCCCAAGAUCGCAGACCUGGUGUCCAAGGAGCUGGCCAAGAAAUCCGUUGUCGUAUUUGACGAAGCUCAUAACAUUGACAACGUGUGCAUCGACUCCAUGGGGGUGAACAUCACGCGCCGGACGCUGGAUCGCUGCCAGGCCAACGUGGCCACGCUACAGGCCACCAUCCAGAAGAUUAAGGAGACGGAUGCUCAGAAGCUGAAGGAGGAAUACAGGCGGCUGGUAGAGGGGCUGAGAGAGGCCAACGUUGCCCGGGAAACGGACAUCUACCUGGCCAAUCCGGUGUUGCCCGACGAGAUUCUCCAAGAGGCCGUGCCUGGGAACAUCCGGACAGCUGAGCACUUUGUGGGCUUCAUGAAGCGCUUCCUGGAGUACCUGAAGUCGCGGCUGCGGGUCCAUCACAUGGUGCAGGAAAGUCCCCCCUCCUUCCUCAAGGACGUCUUUGAGAAGGUGUGCAUCGAGCGCAAGCCACUGCGGUUCUGUGCCGAGCGGCUGCGCUCCCUGCUCCGCACGCUGGAGAUCGUGGACAUCGCUGACUUCUCUCCCAUCACCCUCAUCGCCAACUUCGCCACGCUCGUCAGCACUUACGCCAAGGGCUUCACCAUCAUCAUAGAACCCUUCGACGACAGGACCCCCACCAUCGCCAACCCCGUCCUGCAUUUCAGCUGCAUGGAUGCCUCCAUCGCCAUCAAGCCAGUCUUUGAGAGGUUCCAGUCGGUCAUCAUCACCUCGGGGACGCUGUCCCCGCUGGAUAUAUACCCCAAGAUCCUGGAUUUCCAUCCUGUUACCAUGGCCACCUUCACCAUGACUCUGGCCAGGACCUGUCUCUGCCCCAUGAUUGUGGGGCGAGGAAACGACCAGGUGGCCAUUAGCUCCAAGUUCGAGACCCGCGAGGACAUUGCUGUGAUCCGGAACUACGGCAACCUGCUGCUGGAGAUGUCUGCGAUCGUGCCUGAUGGCAUUGUGGCCUUCUUCACCAGCUACCAGUACAUGGAAAACAUCGUGGCCUCGUGGUACGAGCAGGGCAUCCUGGAGAACAUCCAGCGCAACAAGCUCAUCUUCAUCGAGACGCAGGACGGGGCCGAGACCAGCAUGGCGCUGGAAAAGUACCAGGAGGCCUGCGAGAACGGGCGGGGAGCCAUCCUGCUGUCUGUGGCCAGGGGAAAGGUGUCCGAAGGCAUCGACUUUGUGCACCACUACGGGCGAGCUGUGAUCAUGUUCGGCGUACCCUAUGUCUACACCCAGAGCCGCAUCCUCAAGGCACGGCUGGAGUACCUGCGUGAUCAGUUCCACGUUCGGGAGAACGACUUCCUGACGUUCGACGCCAUGCGGCACGCGGCGCAGUGCGUGGGCCGGGUCAUCCGUGGCAAGACAGACUACGGGCUCAUGGUCUUUGCAGACAAGCGUUUUGCCCGGGCAGACAAGCGGGGGAAGCUGCCACGCUGGAUCCAGGAGCACAUCACGGACGCCAACCUCAACCUCACGGUGGACGAGGCCGUGCAGGUGGCCAAGUACUUCCUGCGCCAGAUGGCCCAGCCCUUCCACAAGGUGAGCGCUGUCCUGCAGCAGGGGGAGGCGGGGAUGGUCCCGGCCCUGGAGGGGGAACUGGCUGUAAGCUCAGCCCAGUGUGCUGGCCUGAGCCCUGCUCUCACAGGCUGUGUGGUUUUGGCAGGAGGACCAGCUGGGCCUGUCCCUGCUCACGCUGGAGCAGCUGCAGUCGGAGGAGAUGCUCCGCAAGGUCGAGCAGAUCGCGCACCAGGUGUGAGCCGGAGCAGCACCAGGGCCUUGUUUGAUACUGACUUUUAUACUGAAAAUGACUGUCUGGGACUCAGCAAUAAAGACCAGGCCAGAGCCCGUGUGCUGUGUGAUCACCCUGCCCCAGCCACUGUGAACCAGGAGACCACUACAGAAGGGUGCUGUCCCCCUACCUAGCUGGGUCAGCAGCACGGGGCUGGGUGCCCCCACUGCAUCACUGAGUCUGGGCAUCUGCUGCCUGGGGUGGGGGUGGUAUUCCCCCCACCCUGCAGGAUUUUAACUGCGGGGGCUGGAGCCCUGCCUGGGUGGUAACAGUGCCGGCCCGCUGCCUCCCAGAGGGGCCGGGGGAGCUUUUCCUCCUCCCGGGCUUGAGCCCUGACACACACCCAGAGCCAGCAGUCGCCAAACACCUUUAUUCACGUUGUGCUUGUUCUGCUCUCACCUAUAAAUAGAAUAAAUAGCGAGCCCUGGCCCCUGCAAUCGGGGGGGCGUUAAGGCAGCUGGAGCAGGGCCAGGCCGAGCCCAGGGGCUUCCUGAGAAAGAGCAGCUUGUGCUAUGGGGCCAGAGCAGCCCAGUAGGGGGCAGGCACUGGCUUGGUCUCUCUUAGUUGAGGGGGGGCACAUUCACCGCAUCCAAAGAGGUCCAACCCGGGGGCUGGCUGGGCUGCAGCCAGCCGUGCCCCUUGCUCUGUGUACUCGAGGGUUAACGGGCAGGCUGCGGGUGUGGGGGGCCGUAGCAAGCAGAGCUGAGACUCCAGCUGGCC